AUGGUGAGAUCUUGUUACACUGCAUCUUUGAUUCCUGAACCUCUGCCACAGUCCUGCCAAAGCACCCGCUGUGCUUCGCUGUGCCCCUGCACCUCCCCACCUUUCUCCUUCCCCGUCACACAUGAGAGAGGAAUACAAAUGUCUGCAGUCCCUGAAGCUCAGCCCCCCCCACCCCCACCCCCCACCUCCUCCUCCUCUCCUUCCUCUCCCUCCUCCAGCUACGCCACCCUCUGCCUGCCUCCCUCCAUCCCUGACUGCUCCCCUCCAAGGACAGCCAAAGACAUUCUCCUGAGUGAGAUAAGAGUGAUUUCAGCCGACAUGGCAGCGCUCACACAGGCGUCUCCGGCGGGCCCUCGCCUGUGGACGUUACUGUUGGAGCCUUAG
This is a messenger RNA of Xyrichtys novacula (pearly razorfish), 384 nucleotides long. Lineage: Eukaryota; Metazoa; Chordata; Actinopteri; Labriformes; Labridae. The record is from the annotation of a GenBank genome assembly.